AGAUGGCACCGCGGUGGCUGUGGCUGAACUUGCUGGGCGUCUUGGCGGUGGCGGCAGUGCAGGAAUCCCUGCUGAACAUGUGCAUGAAUGCCAAGCACCAUAAAGAGAAACCUGGACCAGAAGACGCCCUUCAUAAUCAGUGUUCCCCGUGGAAAAACAAUUCCUGCUGCACAACCAACACCAGCCAGGAGGCGCACAACGAUGAGUCGUACCUGUACAACUUCAACUGGAACCACUGCGGCAUCAUGUCGAAGGAGUGCAAAAAGCACUUUAUCCAGGACACCUGCUUGUACGAAUGCUCACCCAACCUGGGGCCGUGGAUUAAUCUGGUAG
Messenger RNA from Heteronotia binoei (common prickly gecko), 333 nucleotides. RefSeq names its product folate receptor alpha-like. The record is from RefSeq and is a predicted model, not a curated record. The transcript is spliced from 2 exons. Lineage: Eukaryota; Metazoa; Chordata; Lepidosauria; Squamata; Gekkonidae. Gene Ontology annotation, cellular component: external side of plasma membrane. Gene Ontology annotation, molecular function: signaling receptor activity. The annotation marks the transcript as partial.